AAAUUACCAAAAUUACAUAUUUGACUUCUUUCGAAAAUAGCGGGAAUUUAAAUUCAAAUGCUACCAAGAGAUGUUGGAUAACCUUUACAUCAGCUCGUGUCGAAAGAUGGCUGCGCCCUGGUUACGUUUAGCCCUAAAGAUUUCGCCGAAAAAUCAAGUGAAUUAUUCUCGGUUUUACGCCAUUCUAUACGCUAAACGUUGUUUGACCACACGGACAACGAAUUCGCCUCAAAACAACAAGAAAGUAUUUGAAAAAAACGCUGAAAACGUCUUAACCUAUGCUGCAGUAUUAGCUACGACUAUAGGUUAUGCAUUUUAUAAAUGGAAAGACGAGAUUUUUGACAACUUUAAAAGCACAGUGUCACCUUUUCUGACUGUACAGGCGAAGGGAUUAUUUGGAGGUGAAGUUAACGAAAAUAGGGACAAAUAUAAUUUCAUAGCUGAUGUCGUCGAAGUGUGUGCACCUGCUGUGGUAUAUAUAGAAAUACAGGAUAAAAAGAGGUUAGAUAUUUUUACCGGCAAGCCGCUCACUACCAGCAAUGGAUCUGGAUUUAUUGUCAGUGAGGAUGGUUUGAUUUUGACGAAUGCACAUGUCGUUAUUAACAAACCAAACACAUUCGUCAAGGUAAAUGUACGUCUUCAAGAUGGCACCACCUAUCCGGGAAUUGUAGAGGACGUCGAUAUGCAGAGUGACCUUGCAACUGUGCGCAUCAGUAAGACAAAUUUACCAGUCAUGAAACUUGGAAGUUCUUCGAAUAUCAGACCCGGUGAAUUCGUAGUAGCUAUUGGUUCACCAUUAUCUUUGAGCAACACUAUAACGAGCGGAGUGGUGAGCAGCGUAAAUAGACAGAGUAAAGAACUUGGACUUAAUAAACAAAUGGGAUAUAUUCAAACGGAUGCAGCCAUUACGUUCGGUAAUUCAGGAGGGCCGUUGGUAAAUUUGAACGGGGAAGCUAUUGGCAUAAACGCUAUGAAAGUCACAGCGGGCAUUUCAUUUGCGAUACCCAUUGAUUACGCCAAGGAUUUUCUUAAAAAAGCAGAAAUGCGUCGUAAUAAUAAAGGCUCAGUUCUUGUAGGUAUGCAGGGUGCUGCGGAGACCGUGAAACGACGUUAUCUUGGCAUUACGAUGCUCUCCCUCACUCCUGAAAUACUCCUCGAGUUGCAACAGAGAAAUCAGAGUAUUCCACCCAGCGUGAAACACGGAGUUCUCGUCUGGAAAGUAAUGGUUGGCUCCCCCGCUUACUUCGGAGGUUUAAGGGCUGGUGAUAUUGUGUCGCACAUAAAUAAUAACCCUGUCGUCGAGGCUGAUGAUAUCUACAAAGUCUUAGCAAAUACAGGACCGGUAGUCAUGACCGUGGUGCGUAAUGGUGAAGUUCUACAUAUCAGUGUAGAGCCUGAAGAUGUUUAAAUAAAUAUAAAAAUAAUCAAUCGCAACAAUAUAUUUUAUAUUUUAAAAUGAAAAUAGACACUGAUACACGAUUGUUGUAAUUUUGUAAAGUGUGUCUGCUGUCGUAGAAUGAUAAACAUCAUCCGUGUAAUAAAGAUAUUUAUAACAAUAAAUAUAUUGAUAGUGUUACUCGAAA
This is a messenger RNA of Cephus cinctus (wheat stem sawfly), 1583 nucleotides long. RefSeq names its product serine protease HTRA2, mitochondrial (gene HtrA2). Gene Ontology annotation, biological process: programmed cell death; positive regulation of apoptotic process; proteolysis. Gene Ontology annotation, molecular function: protein binding; serine-type endopeptidase activity. The record is from RefSeq and is a predicted model, not a curated record. Lineage: Eukaryota; Metazoa; Arthropoda; Insecta; Hymenoptera; Cephidae. The coding region runs from base 71 to 1408 and encodes 445 amino acids. The transcript is spliced from 7 exons.